AUGUCAUCCUCUGUUCACUUCAAGUUCAAGUCUCAAAAGGAGCCUUCAAGGGUGACUUUUGAUGGCACCGGUAUCUCUGUCUUCGAAUUGAAAAGAGAAAUUAUCAAUCAGAGUAGACUGGGUGACGGGACUGACUUUGAGCUGUCUAUCUACAAUGAAGAUACUAAAGAAGAAUACGACGAUGACACCAGCAUAAUACCGCGUUCUACGUCCGUCAUUGCUCGGAGAUUGCCUGCAUCACGCCCAGGGAAGGGUGGUGCUGCUCGUUAUGUUUCCGGGAAAAUGCCAGUCAAUGCGCGCAGUGCCCCCCGUAAUGAACAAUUUCCCUUGACUCGAGCAUCUCCCAAUACUAGCAACGGUGUUCUAGAGCUCAACAAUGCCCAGACGGAGGAAGAGAAGAUCAAUGCACUGUUCAAUUUGCAAGCAAAUCAAUGGAAAGAACAGCAGCAGGAAAUGGCAAACGCUACCCCUGUUCCAUUCGGCCGUGGAAGGGGUAGACCUGUGAAUGUUCCUGAUCACCCCCCUCCCCCCGGCUACUUAUGUUACCGCUGUCGACACUGGAUCCAAGCUUGCCCCACAAAUAAUGACCCCAAAUUUGAUGGGAAGUAUAGAGUAAAACGAUCAACUGGUAUACCCCGUUCAUUACAAACCAAGGUCGAAAAGCCGGAAUCCCUCACCCUGGACGGCUCAAACGAGGAUCCGAGGAACACAGGUGUCAUGGUUAAUGCCGACGGCGAUUUCGUCAUAGCGAAGCCUGACAAGGCAGCCUGGGAAUUAUACCAGGAGAAAGCCAAAGCCUCCGCAGCAGCCGCAGCAGAAGCAGCAGCAGCAGAGUACAGCAAAGAACUGCAAGCACGUGGUUUAGAGUGUCCGAUUGACAAGCGAAUGUUUUUAGAGCCCACUAGAACUCCGUGCUGUCAAAGGACAUACUGCAAUGAUUGUAUUACCAAUGCAUUGAUCGAGAGCGAUUUUGUAUGCCCUGGCUGUGGAACGGAGGGAGUAUUACUCGAUAAUCUUACUGUUGAUGAUGAGGCUAUCAGCAAGAUCAAAGAGUACGAAGCUGAAAAAGCGGAUUCGAAGAAAGAGAAGGACAAGCAACAGGCAAAUGACAAUGGUCCCGGUAUUGACAAAUCAGCCAUGCAAGGCAAAGGGCCUGUUGCAAAUACGGAGUCUUCGCCACCAAUUCCGCCUAGUCAACCAGCUUCGAACAAAAGACCUGCUGAAGAUGAACCUUCCCGUACUGCCACUGGUGGAUCAAGUCCUAGUUCGUUGUCCAAAAAGCUGAAGACAAACGACAAGGCCAAUUCACAAAAUACACAGGCUACUGGGCCUGUGGCCGGUUUUCCAGCUUUCCCAUUCGGCCAGCAGAUGCCGUUCGGGAAUUUUGGAUUCAUGCCGAACCAGGGGAUGCCUACGAUACCAUUGUCUGAUCCUAUGAACUCUAUGGGUGUUCCUUCGUCUGGUGGUUUCCCACCUAACAUGGAUCAAUCGUGGAAUCCCAUGAAUGCUAUGAAUUUUAGCCCUGCCCCAGGAAUCUAUGGCGACAAUGUGAACAAUUAUGCCACACCGAACCUUUACAACGGCGUCGGAGAGCCAUCUAUGAACAUGUUCCACAUGCCUCAAAUGAUGGGACUUCAACCGAAUCCUGGUCUUGCGCAAGGUCCCGGAAUAGGUCGAUUUUCAAACCAGCAGAGAACAACGUUUAGUACACCAUUUGCCAGGGAAGAAGAUACGGCUUAUUUUCGGCAACCUGUUAAUCCACAACGGCACCAAGCGAGACACAGGAGGAUACGACCAAGUGACUAUCGAGAGCUUUGA
Messenger RNA from Aspergillus neoniger CBS 115656, 1818 nucleotides. Its product is annotated as cleavage polyadenylation factor subunit MPE1. Bases 1 to 1818 code for a protein of 605 amino acids. The transcript is spliced from 4 exons. Gene Ontology annotation, cellular component: nucleus. The record is from RefSeq and is a predicted model, not a curated record. Lineage: Eukaryota; Fungi; Ascomycota; Eurotiomycetes; Eurotiales; Aspergillaceae. Gene Ontology annotation, molecular function: ubiquitin protein ligase activity; zinc ion binding. Gene Ontology annotation, biological process: ubiquitin-dependent protein catabolic process; protein ubiquitination; mRNA processing.